Messenger RNA from Sapajus apella (tufted capuchin), 1610 nucleotides. Its product is annotated as transcription factor CP2-like protein 1. Bases 1024 to 1416 code for a protein of 130 amino acids. The transcript is spliced from 2 exons. The record is from RefSeq and is a predicted model, not a curated record. Lineage: Eukaryota; Metazoa; Chordata; Mammalia; Primates; Cebidae. Gene Ontology annotation, molecular function: RNA polymerase II cis-regulatory region sequence-specific DNA binding; DNA-binding transcription activator activity, RNA polymerase II-specific. Gene Ontology annotation, cellular component: nucleus. Gene Ontology annotation, biological process: regulation of transcription by RNA polymerase II.
GAGGGAGGGCAGUGGGCAUCAGAGGCCCAUUUGUGGGUCCCUGCAAGGCUGUGUGUCUGCCUGUCCUGUGCCCUAGAGUGGACAGGCUUUUCCCGUGGGGUCAGGGGAGGGACCAAGCCCAGGGUUCUCCAGGACUCUGCAUGGCUUAGGGAUCUGGGGCCAAUCUUGAAGCCUGAGAGUGCCCCUCAUUACCCCUGGGCCUCUUGGAAACAGUAGGGGAGUGGACAUCCAUCCUGCCACUUUGUUUUGCUGUAUCCCCAUCACCCCUUCAAGUUAAUGAUUGCUGGGGAGCCCUGGGGACCCAGCUCUUGAUUCCCCUCAACCUGGGCUGUCCCUACAGGUCCAUAGUGUCCUAGAGCCCUGAGCCAUAAGAGGUCAGGCCCCUCCCAACCUUUUGCAGGUGUGCUUCUGUGUAUAAAAGUGGAGGCCCCAGGAGCAGGGCCUCGGGGGUGCAGCCCAACCCUACGCUGAGCUGUUUCACAGCCAGCUCUGCUCCCUCUCCAAGAUGCUGUUUUGGCACAGCCAGCCAGAGCACCUGUGGCCCAGUGCUGGGGAUCUAUACCCUGCACCCCCAGCAGCCUACUCAGGUAAGGGGUGGAUCCCCCAGGUCCCAGGGAAGGUGCUGGUCUGAAGUUGGGGCGGGCCUCGUCAAUUUCAAGCUGAGGAGAGUGGGGCUUCUGCUCCUGAGCUCCUCUGGAGAUGGGAAGUGGUCAGAUGUACCCAGAGUUCAGUGCGUCCUGGGACAUCUCAAAAACACCCUGAUCCCACUUAGGACAUUUUGUUGGGAUUUUACUCAGUAUCAGGCAAACCUUGAGGUUGCAAAGACAAGUAAUUAGUGGCAGCUGUUGAGUAAAACGGCUACAAAUCUGGGACUAGCACCUUCAGGUAGUUCUCCUGGAGAUCCAGGGUGCUGAAUGGGGGUCCCUUCAGCCCUGGCUGCAGCUUAGGGGCCUGCUACAGGAAACUGUGGGCUCCUCAGAGGGAAGGCCUGGCAAAGAGAGUCAAAGACCCUUAGAAAAGGGGAUGGACAGGGCGGAAAGCUGGCAGAACCCUCCUGUCCCUGGCAGGGAGCCUCUGCUCUUGCCCUACUUGAAGCAGGAGGAGCUGCCCAACAGCCCUGGCACGGAGCCGCCCUGCCCCAUGUUCCAGUAUGUGCUCUGUGCAGCCACCUCACCAGCCGUGAAGCAGCAGGAGGAGACCCUCACCUACCUGAACCAGGGCCAGUCCUAUGAAGUGCAGAUGCUCUGCAGCUCCAAGCUGUGUGAUGCUACCCGGUGCCCCCAGCUGCUGAAGGUGAGUGCAGUGCACUCCUCCCCAGAAGUGGCAAAGGCUGGGUGUGACUGUUCCUCUGGGCAGGAAGCCAAUGUCAUCACAGUGAUGUCAUCGUCAGAGAAUCCUCUCAAGUCUGUCAUUUAGCUGAACCCUCACCAUAGCUCAGUGGUGGGCAAGAAUUGAAGAAACAGGCACAGAGAGGUUAAAUGUUUUCUCAAGGACACAAAGCCAGUAAGUAGCAGAACUGAGAUUUAGAAACACAUUUACACAGUGUAGGCCAGCCGCAGUGGCUCACGCCUGUAAUCCCAGCACUUUGGGAGGCUGAGGCAGGCAGAUCA